AAUCGAGAUCAUUUUUUUUUAAAAAAAUACCAAAAUAGAGAAGAAGAAAAAAAAAAAAACAGAGAGCCUCUCGUCUAAUUUCUCGGAGCCUUUCUUAAUCAAUCUCCCCGAGCGAUCGUCCAUGGCGGACAUCGACAUCGGAACCGCAGCAGGAGGCGACGGAGGAGGAAGACGACGAGAGCCAUUGAUUAACCGAGAAAACAAGUUCACGCGUUGCGUGUCGCACGCGCAGGACGAGCUCCAGAGUUUCCGGAAAUAUCUGAGAUGGAUGUGCGUGGAUCAGUCGAGCCCAUGGACGGCUGCUCUCUCUUGGUCGAUGUUCGUUUUCUUCACGCUCGUCGUUCCGGUGACCUCUCACUUCAUGCUCGCUUGCGCCGACUGCGAUAGCCAUCACUCGAGGCCGUACGAUUCCGUGGUUCAGCUUUCUCUCAGCAGCUUCGCUGCCCUUUCUUUCCUCUGUCUCUCCAGAUUCGUCAGCAAGUAUGGUCUCCGACGGUUCCUCUUCUUCGAUAAGCUCUGGGACGAGAGCGAGACUGUUCGCCGAGGCUACACCAAUCAGCUCAACAGAUCGCUUAAGAUUCUCUCCUACUUCGUCACUCCAUGUUUCUUAGCGAUGAGCGCAUACAAGAUAUGGUGGUACGCUUCAGGCGCAUCUCAGAUUCCUUUCCUCGGUAACGUUAUCUUGAGUGAUACAGUCGCUUGUAUGAUGGAGCUCUGCUCGUGGCUAUACCGAACUACCGUGAUCUUCCUUGUUUGUGUCCUCUUCCGUCUCAUCUGCCAUCUUCAGAUCCUUAGGCUACAAGACUUUGCUCAGGUCUUCCAGAUGGAUUCAGACGUUGGUUCCAUCUUGUCUGAACAUCUCCGCAUCAGACGUCACUUGAGAAUCAUCAGCCACAGAUACCGAACCUUCAUAUUGUUGUCAUUGAUUCUUGUCACUGGCAGUCAGUUUUACUCUCUGCUUAUCACCACUAAGGCAUAUGCUGAAUUGAAUAUCUACAGAGCUGGAGAACUAGCACUAUGUUCAAUGACGCUGGUCACUGCGCUGCUCAUUCUAUUACGAAGUGCCUCAAAGAUCACACACAAGGCUCAGGCGGUGACUUGCCUUGCAGCCAAAUGGCAUGUCUGCGCGACAAUAGAAUCUUUUGAGACAGUGGAUGGAGAGACUCCAAGGCUUGUUGAUAGAGCAAGCGGACACGGGUUCUAUUCAACAGAUGUUGAUACUGGAGAUACAGACGACAGUGAGGAUUAUGGAGAUGAAGAAGAUGAUUUCGAUAACAACGAUCUCAUCCCUGCUUAUGCUUAUAGUACCAUAUCGUUCCAAAAGCGACAAGCUCUAGUGAAUUACUUUGAGAACAAUAGAGCAGGAAUCACGGUGUUUGGUUUUACACUCGACAGAAGUACUCUUCAUACGAUAUUUGGGAUUGAAAUGUCGCUUGUUCUCUGGCUUUUGGGUAAGACCAUUGGGAUUUCUUGAAUCAUUCUUCUUGAAUCAUUCUUUGGAUCAUAAAAGCUCUCAAAGUUUUGGCUCCCUUGUUGGAGGAGGAUCCUGCUAUUUAUGUGUACACAAGAGGCUCUCUGUAACAUAUAACAUUUCCUAAUUUUGUUCUUUCUAUCACUGUAAAUCAUCUUGUUUGUUCUUUAAUAUGUCGAUUUUGUAAUAGAUUUCAUGUGUUAAACGAGAUAUCUUACAGUAAAUUAGAUUGGUCUUCAACUUUUAUGUCUUUGUAGUUAUCUUUGUUUUGUGAUUUUGAUUGAACUUGUUAUAUACAGUAUUUUAAUUUGUGA
Messenger RNA from Eutrema salsugineum, 1785 nucleotides. RefSeq lists its product as uncharacterized. Bases 122 to 1474 code for a protein of 450 amino acids. NCBI's taxonomy places the organism in Eukaryota, Viridiplantae, Streptophyta, Magnoliopsida, Brassicales, Brassicaceae. The record is from RefSeq and is a predicted model, not a curated record. The transcript has 4 exons.